GGUAGACGCAGCGAGGAAAGGGCGGGUUUAUAAGCGGGAGGCGAGUGUGUAGUGUUCUUUUUCACUGUGCCUCUUCGUUUGUCCAGUCUCUUCGUUUUUGGGAUCCUGCCGUUCUUAUCAGCGCCGCCAUGAAGACCGCCCCGCUCUUGUCCCCACUCCUCUGUUUGCUGUUCCUGGGUCGGGCCUGCGUCGCCGCCGAUGCGGAUAUCGAGGAAGAGGAGGGCGUCCUAGUGCUCAAGGGGGCCAACUUCGAGCGGGCGCUGGAGCAACACCCGAAUAUUCUGGUGGAGUUCUAUGCACCCUGGUGUGGUCAUUGUAAAGCUCUGGCACCAGAGUAUGUGAAGGCGGCAGCGAAACUGAAAUCUGAGAAUUCAGAGAUCAGGCUGGCUAAAGUGGAUGCAACAGAAGAAUCAGAGCUUGCCCAACAGUUUGGUGUUCGAGGCUAUCCUACUAUCAAAUUCUUCAAGAAUGGUGAUAAAUCUUCUCCCAAAGAGUAUACAGCAGGCCGGGAAGCAGAUGACAUUGUGAACUGGUUGAAGAAACGCACAGGCCCAGCAGCCACUACCCUGAUGGAUGUAACUGCUGCUGAGAAUCUCGUGGAAUCCAGUGAAGUUGCUGUGAUUGGGUUUUUUAAGGAUGCAGAAUCUGAUGCCGCCAAACAGUUCUUGUUGGCUGCAGAGUCUGUUGAUGACAUUCCUUUUGGGAUCUCUUCCAACAGCGAUGUCUUUGCCAAGUACCAGCUCAGCAAAGAAGGAGUUGCCCUUUUUAAGAAGUUUGAUGAAGGACGUAACAAUUUUGAAGGGGAGAUAACGAAAGAGAAUCUGUUGAACUUCAUCAAAUCAAACCAGCUGCCUUUGGUGAUUGAAUUCACUGAACAGACUGCACCCAAAAUCUUUGGAGGAGAGAUCAAGACCCACAUCCUAUUGUUCCUGCCCAAGAGUGUUACAGACUAUCAGGGAAAACUGAAUAACUUCAAGAAAGCAGCAGAGAGCUUCAAAGGAAAGAUCUUGUUCAUCUUCAUAGACAGCGACCAUGGUGAUAACCAGAGGAUCUUGGAGUUCUUUGGCCUCAAGAAAGAGGAAUGCCCUGCCAUUCGCCUCAUUACCCUGGAGGAAGAAAUGACCAAGUACAAGCCAGAGUCAGAUGAGCUAACUCCAGAGAACAUCAGGGACUUCUGCAACAAGUUCUUGGAGGGCAAAGUUAAGCCCCAUUUGAUGAGCCAAGAGGUUUCUGAUGACUGGGACAAACAACCUGUAAAAGUUCUGGCUGGAAAAAUGUUUGAAGAAGUUGCCUUUGAUGAGAAUAAGAACGUAUUUGUGGAAUUCUAUGCUCCCUGGUGUGGCCACUGCAAACAGCUGGCUCCCAUCUGGGAUAAACUAGGCGAGACAUACAAAGAUCAUGAAAACAUUAUCAUUGCCAAGAUGGACUCCACUGCCAAUGAGGUUGAAGCAGUGAAGGUCCACAGCUUCCCUACCCUCAAGUUUUUCCCUGCAGGCCCUGGCAGAACGGUUGUAGACUACAACGGUGAGAGAACACUGGAAGGUUUUAAGAAGUUCCUGGAAAGUGGUGGAAAAGAUGGAGGUGUAGAUGAAGAUGAUCUGGAAGAUCUAGAGGAUACUGAAGAGCCAGAUGUGGAAGGAGAAGAGGAAGAAGAUGCUAAAACUCAAAAAGAUGAAUUGUAAAGACAAGUCAAAGUCCAAUCUGCAUAUCCCCAGACACUACACUGUGGCUGCCAUUUCAUGCAGUCAAGCAAGUCCAGAAACCAACUUGAACCAGAAGGCAGAUGCUGUCUGAGAGUACAGGGAAUGGUCUAAAGUAACCCUUCAUCCUAACCUGUCUGUCAACUGAUUCUUCUAGUUAAUUUUUUUCCAGUUUGGAAGAGGGAUCUGACUUUAGGUAGCCAGCCCUGCUGGGUCUUUCUCCCUCAUAUACACACUGUGAUGCACAUUUUCUUUUCCUAGAGUGUUCUGUGAUCUGGGUAGAAGCAGAUUGAAAUUGCAACAUGUCCCAUUGCCUAACUCACUUUGGAGCCUCACCAGUAAUGCCUCCUUAAAACUUAGUCACACUUGUCCAAAUGUCAUAAGCUGCUGUUGGCCCAGCAGGAUCUUGGUUACUGUCUCAGCUGUUCUCAACUAUUUUUUUGGGGGGGGGCUGCUCCAGAGUGGAGGAAACUACUAGGCUGACCUCAGUGAUGAUGCCAGUGGAAAGGGUUAUGAGGGGGUGGGGAUGGAGGUGGUAGGUCCUUUUAACUCAUUGCAUGGUCUUGCUUCCCCUUUAUACUGCAUAAUAUCUAUCUCUUCCAAAGAUUAGGAUGGCACAGAAGACUGUCCUUGAGGGAAGAAGACACAAUUGCUCCCUCACCUGAGGUGUAAUCUUAACUUGUGUUGCCACCCUGCUCCCUGAACAAACAUAAGACUUGCUCUUUCCACAUUUGCUUUGUGAAUGGGUUCCCCGGGCAUUUUCAGAGCUGUUUGGGAAGAGGCCUGCCAGAAUGCAACAAAAAGGACACUCAAUAACUAGGGGUUUUUUGUGGGGGUACUUGAGAGCCAAGGAGUGCUAUGUAUGAGGAGAAGAAUGUGUAUGUUGGCAGAAUUGGAAUUAGUUUUGAGCAUCCAUGAUGCUAAAAGGGAUGGAACUCAUUGGCCAAAUAAAAGUUGAUUUUUAAUACUA
Messenger RNA from Rhineura floridana, 2670 nucleotides. RefSeq names its product prolyl 4-hydroxylase subunit beta (gene P4HB). Gene Ontology annotation, cellular component: endoplasmic reticulum; external side of plasma membrane. Gene Ontology annotation, molecular function: protein disulfide isomerase activity. Gene Ontology annotation, biological process: protein folding; response to endoplasmic reticulum stress. Lineage: Eukaryota; Metazoa; Chordata; Lepidosauria; Squamata; Rhineuridae. The coding region runs from base 129 to 1682 and encodes 517 amino acids. The record is from RefSeq and is a predicted model, not a curated record. The transcript is spliced from 11 exons.